UUAUAGGCCCGGUUUGCGCGCUGUAGAAAAUGUCGAGCAGCAAUUGUGGUGCCAUCCAGCGUCACAUCGAGAGACAAGCACGUGGUCGACAACAGAGGUUUGAUAAACAGAGGGAUCAGGACGAAGGAAGGAUCGUUUUCUUCCGAGCACAGCAUAGUGAUUGCUUUGAUCAAGUCCUGAAGACAUACAAAAAAAAUGUUGCAGGGCGCAUUCUUGAAGAUUUUCACUCGAGUGGAGUGGAUGAAGACCUGGAGGUUUUGAAGGCAGGCUGGGCCAGCCAUUUCAAAGAAAGACCGGGCCGGCCUCGACCUCAGCGCCCUCUUCUUGCAGACCUCAGGCAUUGCACUGAAGAGCUUGAAGAGCUCGAAGAGCUCGAUGACUUCGAGUCUGGGCCUAGAAGCCUUUUGGCUGCUCAAGGUGAACGAGCAAAGCAGCGACUACAAGGUCUAGAAAAACUCCGACACUUGGCUGGGAAAGGCACUGGGAUGGCAGAAUCUGAAAUCGCCUUGUCCAACCAGUUUGGAGGAAUCGGGGCGUUUCCCGACAGAUUCUCCUUCCAUCCCAUCCCUAAGCCCAGAGCACAUGGGCCUUUGCAGCAUGCGGGAAAGCUUGUUCGCGGGCCCAAGCCCACUCGAAAGGAAUCAAAAAGUAACGAACGGGAAAAAAAGGAAAGAUCAUUGUCAGACUCCAAAGUUGACCGGCUUCGCUGUGACCGUGACACCCGUGACCUGUGGGCAGAAUGGGAAGCUCGGUGGUCGCAAGAAUUCCGCCGGCUUGAGGAGAUGGAGAAAAACCGGCAGAAGAAUGACUCAAGUGACGCAGGGGCUUCCUGGGCUGAGCAAGAAGAGCAGUGGUAUCGACGAGUGCAUGAGAAGAGAAGAGAGGCGAACGCACACCAUGCCUGUCACCGCGCAUACAGCAAAGCUAGCGAAGAUGGAAACAGAUCAAGUAGUAAAACAAGCAAGCCAAGGAAAGCAAACAGUGCCAAACCGCAGCCAGAACCAACUGAACCUCCACCUCCCCCAGACCAAUCAGUCCACGCAGUACAGACCCACCAGGCCAAGAAGUUUAAUUCAUUUGCUGACUUCUCAGCUGCUUGGAGCGCUUUCGAGAAGAGGCUAUCAGACAGGCUAUCUGGCACAAGAACUUUUUGGUCUCAGAUAUUCCUUGGCCCAACGGUAUCGAAUCAGUCUCUGGAACAAUCUCCUCAGACACAGCGGCUGAGGCGAAGAAGAAGUUGCGGACGGCCCUUCUCCGGUGGCACCCGGACAAGUGGGCACCGAUACUUGAGCACGUUGCUGAGGCAGACCGAGCAGAAGUCAUAGCGCGGGUUAAGCUAGUGACCCAGAGGCUCUUGGAAGAAAAGCAAAGGUAUGAUCUCAAAUGAGGAAGUCUCACCUGGUGCAGCUUUAUUUGACCGUCUCACUGCACAGGUUUGUUUCACAGUAGCUUUAUUUUCUAGUCAGCACACAUCAGACUCGAGGUGCAGAUUUCGUAGAAAAACUGUCCGCAAGGA
This is a messenger RNA of Cladocopium goreaui, 1516 nucleotides long. The record is from the annotation of a GenBank genome assembly. NCBI's taxonomy places the organism in Eukaryota, Dinophyceae, Suessiales, Symbiodiniaceae.